Molecule: messenger RNA, 1378 nt
Organism: Candoia aspera
Lineage: Eukaryota; Metazoa; Chordata; Lepidosauria; Squamata; Candoiidae
Product: transmembrane ascorbate-dependent reductase CYB561
Exons: 7
Coding region: 334-1098 (254 amino acids)
Cellular component (GO): lysosomal membrane
Molecular function (GO): oxidoreductase activity
Source: RefSeq, a predicted model, not a curated record
AAGGUCGUUCCGUCGGCCUGGGAGAGAGCGCCUCGGAACCGGGGGACCUCACCGGGGCGGCUGGCGCAGUUCGCUGGCGCUCUGGGGGAGCAGAAGCCGCUUCCAGGCGAGGUGCUUUUUGUGAAACUGGAGUGACAGGAGGAGUGAUUUUGUAUGAGUCAUCAGCACAAUGAAGGAAGAGGACAGUUAUCUGUAGAAUUCAGUCCUGAUUGGUUUGGGCAAAAGAUCUCUUGAGCUAGGUACAGAGACUUUUUUUCCAGCCUGGGAUUUGGAAUUGAGAUCUCAGAAAAAACUCAAGAAUCAGCUGGGAAGUAACUCCUGCUCAAGUAGAAGAUGGAGGAUUCUCCUGCUAGACCUGCAAGCCCAAAGGGACUGACCUAUGUAGUGGCCGCCUCACAGAUCUUGGGCCUUGUGGUCAUCAUUGUGAUGGCAGCCUGGAUUGGACAGUAUCGGGGUGGCAUUGCCUGGGACAGCUCUCAACUACUGUUUAACGUCCACCCUCUGUGCAUGGUCAUUGGAAUGAUAUUCCUUCAAGGUGAUGCCCUUCUGGUCUACCGUGUCUUCAGGAAUGAGAGCAAGCGGUCCACAAAGAUUCUGCAUGGGCUCAUCCAUGUCCUUGCACUUAUCAUUGCACUGGUUGGUCUGAUUGCUGUCUUCCAGUACCACAAGAAGCAAGGCUUUCCGGAUAUGUAUAGCCUGCAUAGCUGGUGUGGCAUCACUGCAUUUGGGUUCUACUUUAUACAGUGGUUGUUCGGAUUUUACAUCUUCCUCUUCCCUGGAGCAUCGUUCUCACUCCGCAGUAGAUACAAACCACAGCAUGUCUUUUUUGGAGCCUUCCUCUUCAUCCUUUCCAUCGCCACUGCCCUGUUGGGUAUUCUGGAACUGCUACUCUUCAAAAUAAAGGACACCUACAGCCUCUUUGUCCCUGAAGGAAUCCUUGCCAACAUCUUGGGCCUCCUACUAAUAGUUUUUGGGGCAGUUGUGGGUUACAUCUUGACCCGGGAUGAAUGGCAGAGACCCCCAUUGGCUGAGGAGCUGGCAUUGUCCAUGGAUUUCAAAACCCUCACAGAAGAAGGCAGCCCGACAAGUUUGCACUGAGGCUUGCUGUGCCAGCUGCAUUGAGGAUCUGUGUUUCUAUGUGGUAUCUGACUUGUCCUGUAGCAUCAUGCAAUUGCCACUGUUGCACAUGUGUAAGCAGUCCUUUCACUGUGGUUUCAUGACCUCCCUCCCACAUGUCUUAUGUUUUCAUACUGUUUUCUUCAAUGGCCACUAUAAAUGUAGCAUGGUGAAAAGGAUUUGUAGCCCCUUGCUGUGUCAGUCAUUUGUGCAAAUGGAGAUUCUAUGUCAUGUUCCCUGUUGAAUAAAAGCAUGACGAGGA